AUGAAUGUCAACACUAGUCGUACGUCGACCACAGGCGCUUCAACAGCUCCAUCAUAUUCCCACAUCCGCAGUUGUACCGUUUGCCGAUAUCGAAAGAUCAAAUGCGACCGUCAGAAGCCCUGCUCGAGCUGUGUACGCGCUGGUAGCGAGUGCGUCUACCCCCCGGGUCCCGGGAGAGCGCCCAAGAAGCCACGACAAGCUCUCGAUGCGCGGCUGCUAGACCGAUUAUCCCGUCUCGAAACGCUGAUCAAGUGUCUGGAGGGUAAGGUCGAGACAGGGAAGCCAUUGACAGCAACAACACGGCCAGGAACCCCGGCGACGACUUCGGCGCAGCAGCCGGAGGACGGACCGAGCUCGGCGAAACAGCUGGGUCGACUGGUCAUUGACGACACGCGCAGUUGCUACGUGAGCAAUAUCCUCGUCUAUAUUGAAGAACUGCGCGACUUGUUGCAUGAUUCGACUUUGGAUGACGACGAGAAUGACGCCAAUAGGGGAGCGCCGACGGAUGAAUCAAUCUCAGAAUCGGAGAGCUCUUUAGGUUGCAACGCCGCGAUUAUGGGUUUUCAGGCUCUGACAAAUUCCUUACGCGCCUACCAUCCACCUCUGUUCCAGUCCGUCGCCCUGUUGGAGAUGUUCAAGGAGAAUGUGGCGCCGUUGGUGCGCAUUUUCCACAUGCCCACGAUGAUCCGCAUCUACUGGGACGCGGUUGCAACGCCCGAAGCACUGGAUCGUAAUACAGAGGCAUUACUCUUUGCCAUCUAUUACUCCACCGUGAUCAGCCUGGAGCCAGAGCAGUGUUUCACUACACUGGGUGUGUCACGGACCUACGCGCUGAAGCACUAUCGGUUCGCGGUCGAGCAGGCUUUGGCGCGCGCGGAUCUAUUAAACACACAGAGCAUGAUCCUUCUACAGGCGGUGGUCCUGUUUCUGUCGGCACUGCGGAACGAAGACGCAUCUCGGACUGUCUGGUCCCUCACCGCGCUCGUCUUUCAUAUCGCCAAGGCCAUGGGCCUGCACCGCGAUGGUGCCGCCUUUGGUCUUCGGCCGCUGGAGACUGAACUCCGACGGCGUCUCUGGUGGCAUAUCUGCUUGCUGGAUAUUCGGUCCUCAGAGUACCAUGGGUGCGAGCCGAUUGUGCGUGAGUCCAUGUUUGACACGCGACUGCCGCUGAACAUCAACGACGGGGAUUUGACCGCAGAGAUGACCGAGCCGCCAGGCGAGCGUGAGGAGGCGACCGAGAUGACAUUCUGCCUCAUUCGCUCCGGCGGACGAACUCUCCUUGGAGGACCGCGCGGCACUUGCCCGCACACUCGAAGAGCGAUUGGAAGACCGCUACCUCAAGACCGCUACCUCAAGCACUGCGACACCACCAUUCCGUUUUUUCAAGUCUGCGUGACCGUCGCACGGCUGAUCAUCGCCCGCACAUGGCUGGUCGUGUACUACCCGCUGGGCCAGAAGAAGAGCGAAUCCAACUUACCCACCAGUAUCCGCGAUCGCCUGUUCCUGACGUCCAUUAAGGUGCUCGAGUUGUCCAACCUGUUGCUGACCAAAUCGGAGAUUGCCCGCUGGACCUGGCAUUCAAAGACCCAUAUUCAAUGGCAUGCGGUGGCCUUUGUGCUCUCGGAGAUCUGUUCCCGACCACCGUCGGCCGACUGCGAUCGUGCGUGGGAAUAUGUGCAGACCGUCUUCGACCGGUGGAAGAUGAAGGGGCAUAAGGGCACGCUCUGGCGACCUAUCAAGCGUCUGAUGGCCAAAGCGCAGUAUGUGCGCGAGAUGCAAGAUAUCAACAGUCCCCCUUCCAAACGGAACUUGUGCGUGGCAGGGAUGCGUGCGCCCGCUUCAGAUCUCUCCACCCCUGACUAUAGCACGGGACCUAUUCUGGGCACAAGUGAUGCUGACCCUUCGGGAACCGCCGACCGAGGAACUCCCUUCAUUUCACAUGGGGACAGUGUUCUCGACAUGGAGCCGUUGGAUCCGUUUUGCCAUUUGUUCUUCCCACAGCGUGGAUAUCCUGAUCCGGCAGACAUUGACUACGCUUUGGCGAACUGGGUCGAUAACCCUAACGACGGGAAUGCUUUGAUGAAUGGAUGGGGUUAA
Molecule: messenger RNA, 2097 nt
Organism: Aspergillus thermomutatus
Lineage: Eukaryota; Fungi; Ascomycota; Eurotiomycetes; Eurotiales; Aspergillaceae
Product: Zn(II)2Cys6 transcription factor
Exons: 3
Coding region: 1-2097 (698 amino acids)
Biological process (GO): DNA-templated transcription; regulation of DNA-templated transcription
Molecular function (GO): DNA-binding transcription factor activity, RNA polymerase II-specific; zinc ion binding; DNA binding
Source: RefSeq, a predicted model, not a curated record